Molecule: messenger RNA, 777 nt
Organism: Jatropha curcas
Lineage: Eukaryota; Viridiplantae; Streptophyta; Magnoliopsida; Malpighiales; Euphorbiaceae
Gene: PSRP4
Product: plastid-specific ribosomal protein 4
Biological process (GO): plastid translation
Cellular component (GO): plastid; ribosome
Source: RefSeq, a predicted model, not a curated record
CCAAUUUGUUAUAAAUUCCGCUUAUUUCAUAACUGGACAAGGUCUUUUAACUGGCCCAGGAUCCACUCCAUCAAAAGAAUUAAGCGAUAGCUUCUUCAUAAGCGGUCUGUAAAGUCUGAGCAAGGACCUUAUCCUCGAAGCUCAGUGAUGGCGUCGUUAAUAGCGAGAGCUCUACCGAUUAUUCCUCAGUCACUGAACUCAUCUUCUCGCUUAUCGUCGUCUCAAUCCGAAAACCUAGGCAUUUCUCUUUCCUAUUCAACACCAACUCUGUCCCUUUCUCUCUCUACCGCUUCCUCUUCUUCAGUCCCAUUUGUGUAUUGCGGAAGAGGAGACAGGAAGACCGCGAAGGGGAAGCGAUUCAACCAUUCGUUUGGGAACGCGAGGCCUCGGAACAAGAAGAAAGGUAGAGGACCGCCGAGAAUACCAGUUCCUUCUUCUCCGCCUAAACCUGAUCGAUUUGAAGAGGACCAAGUUGUUAAGAUCGAUAUCGAUGAGUCUCUCACUUAACGUUUUGUAAUUCCUAAAACCUCUAAUUUGCUUCUGUUAUGAUUAGCAUUGUAUGUGUUGUGUUGUUGCCUUGCCAAUUAGAAUUCUAUUGAGCCUUAUGAAUUUCCAGCAACUUAUCGUUUGAUUCUUUGAUUUUUUUUUCUUUUAGUUGCUUAUUGUGUUUGGGUUAGAACAGUUCUUUGACAAAAGAAUUGUUAGAGAUGGAUAACCCUCUUAUUAUUCACCUGUUCUUCUGAAGGUUUUGUUAUCUUAAAACUUGAACUGACCUGU